Rotaria sordida is the source of this 360-nucleotide messenger RNA. Lineage: Eukaryota; Metazoa; Rotifera; Eurotatoria; Philodinida; Philodinidae. The record is from the annotation of a GenBank genome assembly.
AUGACUAAGAUUGUCAUCUUUGUGGUUCUAGUAUGUUGUGUGACCAUUUCUUUGGGGUUCCCGCCUAUUCUCGAUAGAAAAUAUGGUUUUAGUGAUCCUCUCGAUAGUCCAGGUAUAUGGUCAUCAAAAUCAUGUCGAGAUCCAUAUUUGGCUCAAAAAUAUUUGAUUAAUAUCCGACAACUUAUAACUACUCUUGAAACAAAUGGCUCCUAUAAACAAAUUCGUGACAGACAUGCUCAUUUAAUAGAUUAUUUGAAAGAUGAUAAGAAUGCAGCUCUUCUUAUAUCGAGCUGCGAUCAAUUUAUGAUUGGUCUUGAAAAUGCUCGAAAACGUGAUUCACAAGGUUCAAUACAACAAUAA